Messenger RNA from Naegleria fowleri, 663 nucleotides. RefSeq lists its product as uncharacterized. The record is from RefSeq and is a predicted model, not a curated record. Bases 1 to 663 code for a protein of 220 amino acids. Gene Ontology annotation, molecular function: nucleic acid binding. The transcript has a single exon. NCBI's taxonomy places the organism in Eukaryota, Heterolobosea, Eutetramitea, Acrasida, Naegleriidae.
AUGCCAAAAUAUAAGAGUGCGAAAUUCAUGUUUAAAGAAGACCCAAAUAAUAAGCGAUGGGCCGAAGAUAAAUCACGUCUCGGAUUUAAACUUUUAGAAAAGAUGGGAUGGAAAGAAGGAGAUGGACUUGGAAAAAAGAGAGAUGGAAUGACAGAACACGUAAAAGUUGCAUUUAAAACAGAUACAGCAGGAAUUGGUGCACAUGAAGAAGCCAAGAAGGAACGAACGGUUUGUCAAAAGAUGUCUUCUUUCUCGGAAGUGUUAUCACGAUUAAAGACAACAACAUCACAACAAGAUUCUUCAAGUAGUAGUAGUAGCAGCAGUGAUGAAGAAGAAUCAACUAUGAAAAUUAACAAAGAAGAAACAAAGACAAAAAUCAACCGUAUUCAUCAUCACAGAAGAGCACGAUCGAAAAUGACAAGCAAUUAUUCACAAGAGGAUUUAGCUGCAAUCCUAGGAAAGAGUCCAUUAAUAACCAACGAAAAAAAGUCGAAAGAAAAAACAACAAAUUCUGAUUCGCUUGAAAAUCAAACAAGCUCACCAACAAAAGACUCAACAGUGCCUGAAAACACUCUGGCUUCUGAAGAAUCUGAAAAGAAAAGAAAAAGAAAGGAAAAGAAAGAAAAGAAAGAAAAGAAAAAGAAAAUUGAGGAAGAGGAGUAA